GACUCCUCGACUGAAGACCCGAUCUCCCCGAAGAGAAAGAUGCGCCGCCGCUCCAGCUGCAGCUCCGAACCCAACACGCCAAAGAGUGCCAACAGGGAGGGUGAAAUCUUCACCUUCGAUAAGCCUGCUGCCCAGGGGUCGGAUGCCGAUGAUGUGUUGGCCGAUCUGGAGUUUGACAAGGUGCCGUACUCGUCUCUCAGAAGGACACUAGACCAGAGGCGGGCACUGGUCAUGCAGCUGUUCCAUGAACAUGGAUUCUUCCCGUCAGCCCAUGCCACAGCAAGUUUCCAGACCCGGUACUCUGAUAUUUUCCCCACCAAGGUCUGCCUGCAGCUGAAGAUUCGGGAAGUGAGGCAGAAGAUCAUGCAGACAGCGACCCCGAACGAGCAACCGCAGAGCUCUCUGUUUGUGCCGACCUCUCCUCCAGGCCAGCCGUGCCCGGACACCAGGCCCGAUGACGAGGGAGAGCUGGCAGAGGAAGCGGAGAGGCCAGAGCCAACUCCAGGAGAGAGUCCUGAGCCUGGCAGUAGCACCAGGUGAUGGCAGAGGCCUGGCAGCUGGCACAGCACGGCACACCUUUUAUAUGUAAAGACCGUCCGAGAGCAAACCAAACAGAGCCUGCUUCCCCCCCUACCUCCACCCGUCCAGGAGCGAUGUGUCAGCCUGGUAACGAGACCCCUGUGAGUGGGGGUGAGGGGGUGCGAUCAGAUGGGGCAAGGCGCCCACUGCCCUAACGUGGGGCCCAUUUUGGAGCGGUCUGCCUGAAGACCACCCCCUCCCCACCCCACCUCAUGACGCUCUCCGUGUGUGUGCGUGUGUGCGUGUGUGUGUGUGUGUGUCUGCCGAUGGUGGGGGAUGGCAAAAGGUGCCGGGGUCGGUGGGGGUGGAUUGCAGGCUUUGUAAUCGCUCUGUCGCUUUACGUCAGGGACCGCACACACCGCGCUCCUGCACACACCAGACAGAAUCGAUCAAUCCGAGGAGAUCUGUCCUUCAUCCGCCUCCCUUCUCCCCCCCCACCCCUCCAGCUCACCCUGUCCGAGAGGGUGUGGGCCUGGGUGGUGGGGGGGGAGCAUAGACUGCUUUCUGUUUGUCUCCAACCGCGGUUGUUUUUAUCAGAACUAAUUGUAUUGGGAGCUCUGUACAGAUUCCAAACCAUGUUAUUGAUUCCAGCUAAGCCUGCCCUACCACUCCCCACCCUGCUAAUCCCUCUGUUACAACUCUCUCUCUCUUUCUGCUUUAAAUCUCCCUUCCCUCCCUCUGUCACCAUGUCUCUCCAUGUACUCUUCCCUCCUUCUGUCUCUGUCUCCCACUCUCUCCUCCAGCACUUCUCCAUGCCCUCUGCUUGGGUCACUUCCACUAUGCGCUGUUCCUGUCUCUCCCUCCCUCACCCUCCCCCUGUUCUCUCCUCAUACACCCCCUGCGGCGAAAUCUUGUGCUAAAGCAUUCUGUACAGAAGAUGUAAAGUUGCUUUGUAUUAUAGAUUGAAGGUGCCCCUGAGGGGUGCCAUCUCUGAAUUGUGAAAA
Molecule: messenger RNA, 1523 nt
Organism: Rhincodon typus (whale shark)
Lineage: Eukaryota; Metazoa; Chordata; Chondrichthyes; Orectolobiformes; Rhincodontidae
Product: protein capicua homolog
Exons: 3
Coding region: 40-540 (166 amino acids)
Biological process (GO): regulation of transcription by RNA polymerase II
Cellular component (GO): nucleus
Molecular function (GO): RNA polymerase II transcription regulatory region sequence-specific DNA binding; DNA-binding transcription factor activity, RNA polymerase II-specific
Source: RefSeq, a predicted model, not a curated record